UAACAGCAGUUGAUCAUAUGGUGUUAAGCAUUUUCUUAAAGUGCAGAUUAAAUGUCACUGUUAUAUUCAAUAACAUGAGCUAGCACAAAGGUUCAUGGCAGCUUGAUGAAGGGAGCAGCAAUGAAUUAAAACGGCAGCCAAUCACAUGGGUUGGGCUGAGUUGUACUCUCACGGGGGUGUGUAGACCUCAAAGUUUGUAAGGCAACAACUUGUGGAUUUGUUCUGCUCGUGUUUAUCACCUUAUAUUGGGAGAACUAGUAAAAAAGAUGUGUGGAAAGUGUAACUUAAUUGGGACAGCAAUACAUUAAUUUCCAAUUAAUUUGUUUCCUAAAUCAAUAUUUAUUUGGAAAAUAAGAUAUCAGAAAAUACUGAUACAUGCCCAUCACAAUAUGCCAGCACCUAAGAUGACGUCUUUAUAUCAAUUGUUUUGUCCGACUAAAUGUACAAAAGAAAAGAUACUAAAUUUACAAUCAUAAAAGAAGCAUCAAAUCCUUCCAUCUGACAGGCUGAACCCAGAGGAUCUUUGGCAUUUUUGCUUGAUAGAUUUUCUACUGGUUGACUGAUUGAUUAAUUGACGAAUGUUUCACCUCCAAAACUCAAUAUUUAUGGAAUCUAAAGUUGAUGCUUAACAUACGUCAAAUAAAACUCUAAAAAAAAACACUUUACAAACGUUGCUAAAAGUUGUGCUCGUUGUUCUAAAAGUACUGAACUUUCCGAAGGCACUUGAAGGCAGCAUACGCUUAAGCUAACUAGCAGGCUAGCUUCCCAUAUUGCUAGGGACGGUAAUCCGUAGUGGCAACACAUAACUUGUUUAACCGUUACACGCACGAAUAAAUGAUGACACACAACUUAACACUGACUAAGCGAACAUAGCCCACAACAAAUGGAGGUCAGCGAGCACGUUUUAUCGGCGGGCCGAGCCGUGCUGGACAUGGUGGAGCGGGAGUGGCAGCCGCUUUCCCCGAGCGAGUUGGACCAGCGGCUGGACCAGGCGGUGGAGGAGAUCCUGGAGGCUGACCUGAUAGCAAGACUCAAAACUCAGCCUCAUCCGACUGUUUACGUUCAGUUACUGCAGAGUCAAACUAAUGUGCAGCCUCAAGUUUUACAGACGACAACAUCCAGCAGUGCCCCGGAGGAAGAGACACCAGAGCCCCGGGAACCGUUGGAGACCGUGGACAGUGCUGCAGUGAAGCACAUCACAGACCUGCUUCAAAGCUCCAAAUCCAGGGCUCGAAUGGCCGGACGGGCUCGCUUGUCCCUGUCCCACACUGUCCUGCUGUCCCUCACCCUGCUCUCUGAGCGCAUCAGCUACCGCUCUGUGUCCCGCCGCUUCCACCUGGAAAAAGGAAACAUCCACAGGAUCUUCUUUUCUUUCUGUGAGCGCAUAAACUCGCUGGAAGAGAGGCAAAUCAGAUGGCCAGUCGACAGCGAGGCUUUAGAGGCCCUUUUCCCACUUUGCAGUCCAGAGAAGGAGCAGGAGGAGCUGCCAGGUGUACCUCAGGUCCUGGGAGUGUUGGGACACACUCGCAUCCCUAUCCGCCUGCCUAUAGGAAAACAUGAUGUGGAGAGCACAGUGCCUGAGGUGAAGAGGAUGAAGAAGGAGGCCCAUCCUGACUCUUGGCUAAACCUGCAGCUUAUAUGUGAUCGUAAAGGCAGGUUCCUACACUGCAGAAUCAGUAAAGGAUCAGACGUGGACAGAGGCAUCACUCUGAGAGACAAACUCGAACAGCAUCCUGAACUGAUGCCCUCUGGCUCCUGCCUCGUGGCCAGAGCGGGCUACCCACUCACUGCUCAGAUUUUAACCCCAUACUCAGGAAGUCAAGGACCAAAAGAGGAGCUCUUUAACAAGACGCUUGAGGGACAUUUUCACAUCCUGGAUCAGGCUGUUGCCAACCUGAGAGCCAGAUUUCAAAGGCUCAAGUAUUUGGAUAUUGGAAACUAUGACAGAGCCAGAGCUGUUGUGCUUACCGCCUGUGUGUUGCACAAUGUGUUUUUGGACAUGGGACAAGUGAUUCAAGGGGAUGUUGAGAAAGAGGAAGCCAUAACUGGAGAGGUAGAGGGGGAGGUAGAUGAUGAGGGCAUUCAGAGACGAGACGCCAUCUCAGAUUUGUUGUUUAAAACUGUUGAUUCUGUAAGCAGAUGAUGCGAUAGCGUCUGUCAGGGAGCUUGUGUCCUUGGAGGUAAAUGUACAGUUUUGUUAUAUAAAGGUUUAUUUUAUCAGAA
Molecule: messenger RNA, 2223 nt
Organism: Epinephelus moara (kelp grouper)
Lineage: Eukaryota; Metazoa; Chordata; Actinopteri; Perciformes; Serranidae
Exons: 3
Coding region: 884-2143 (419 amino acids)
Source: RefSeq, a predicted model, not a curated record